AUGCCCAAAGCUAUUAUCCUAAACGCUACUACAAUCUCGUCCUACACGGACGCAAUAUUCGACACCAGGCCAACAACACUUCGUCGCCUCGAAUGCCCUGCACUGAAUGCCACUCGAUAUCAGUCGCUAAGGGUAGCCGGCUUUGCCAGCAACAAAAUCGAAUACGUGUUCCCGCUCAAUCUGCGACAGAAUCUGCCCGUGCUUCCGACCCUUCUUGGUGCUAUAGUAGAAGCCAUCCGAUUUCUAGGCCCCAAAAAUUGUGUCCUGUCCAUUGUCGAGGGCAAUUCGCCCGACGGCACCUUCGAAGUGGUUGAAGCUUUACGGCCCGGCCUCGAAGAUCUUGGCGUCACCUACUUCUACCAGACGACGGCGCUGAAUCCAUCCAACGGUGAUCGCAUUGAGAAGCUCUCAGCCCUCCGGAACGCGGCUCUCCAACCAAUCUUUGACAACCCCGGCAUGGUGUCUCCAUCAUCCACCGUCAUCUUUCUGAACGACGUACUGGCAUGCGCAGAGGAUAUUCUCGAGUUAACGCUCCAGCUGCGCCUGUUGAAUGCCGACAUGACAUGCGCCAUGGACUGGGAAGUGACGGAUCCGCCCCGUUUCUACGAUGUCUGGAUCGGAAGAAGCGUGUCUGGAAAUUCGUUUUGGGAAAUUCCAGAAGACAUGAGGUGGAAUAGACCUUUUGAUCUGUUCUGGAACGAACCCGAGACGGCCAGACGGUUCAGGGAUCGCGUACCCUUUCAGGUGUUUGCCUGUUGGAACGGCGGCGUCUCGUUCCGAGCGCAGCCGCUCUUGGAAGGGCUGAGGUUCAGGGCCCCCAAUUUCACAGCCGGCGAGUGUGUGCAGGGCGAGCCGCAGCUGUUCUGCGCGGAGCUGUGGUUUCGAGGCCAUGGCAGAAUUGCCGUCGUUCCUAGCGUGAAUUUCGGAUACAAUAAGCCGGAUUACGCGUACAUAAAGAAGAGGAUGGGGUUUGUGUCGGAUUGGGUUGGAAACCAGCCAUCAACCACGGAACAGAUUGAGUGGGUUGGGCCGCCAGACGAGGUCAAAUGCAUUGAGCCAUGGUCGAAGCAGUUCUGGCAGCCCUGGAAUGCGGGCCUAGGUGAGGCAUCGAUGACGCGAAGCAUCGUGUAA
Metarhizium acridum CQMa 102 is the source of this 1131-nucleotide messenger RNA. RefSeq lists its product as uncharacterized. The record is from RefSeq and is a predicted model, not a curated record. Lineage: Eukaryota; Fungi; Ascomycota; Sordariomycetes; Hypocreales; Clavicipitaceae.